CUUUUACCCAAAUUCAGGGGUACAUUACACAGUUGUUUUCUUAUUCUCCAAGGUAUAGCACAUGGUUUCUUUCACUUUCCAGUUUCCAAUACCAACCAAACUUAACCAUAUUAAAACCCCUUCAUAAACCCCUCAAACAAAUCACAAUUAUUACCAUUUUUAAUCACUUAAACAAACACAUAAUCACACAAAUUAUCAAACUCAAAUGGAAACAACUGCAACGCAACUCGGCUCAACGCCACCUCCCACCUCAGCUCCAUCGCCUGUCCGUCCUUCUAUCUGCGACGGCACCUUAGGCCGCCAUCUUGCUCGGCGACUAGUCGAGAUCGGCGUCCGUGACGUCUUCUCCGUUCCCGGCGACUUCAAUUUGACACUUCUUGAUCACUUGAUCGCUGAACCGCAGCUUAACCUCAUCGGCUGCUGUAACGAGCUUAACGCAGGUUACGCUGCUGACGGUUACGCGCGUGCUAAAGGCGUUGGCGCGUGUGUUGUUACUUUCACUGUUGGUGGACUCAGUAUCCUUAAUGCCAUCGCCGGAGCUUACAGUGAAAAUUUGCCGGUGAUUUGUAUAGUCGGAGGACCUAAUUCCAAUGAUUAUGGUACUAACAGAAUCCUUCAUCAUACUAUUGGUGUGCCAGAUUUUUCUCAAGAGCUUCAAUGCUUUCAGACGAUCACGUGUUUUCAGGCGGUGGUGAAUAAUUUGGAGGAUGCACAUGAACUUAUUGAUACUGCAAUUUCUACUGCUUUGAAAGAAAGCAAGCCUGUUUAUAUCAGUAUAGGUUGUAAUCUUCCUGCAAUUCCUUAUCCAACUUUUGCUAGGGACCCUGUUCCAUUUUUUCUUGCACCAAGGGUAAGUAAUCCAGAAGGAUUAGAAGCGGCAGUGGAAGAAGCGGCUGCAUUUUUGAACAAAGCUGUGAAGCCAGUUAUUGUGGGUGGGCCAAAACUAAGGGUAGCAAAAGCACAAAAGGCUUUCAUGGAGUUUGCAGAAGCUAGUGGAUAUCCAAUUGCUGUUAUGCCCUCUGGUAAAGGACUUGUACCAGAAAAUCAUCCACAUUUCAUUGGAACAUACUGGGGUGCUGUUAGUACAAGCUACUGUGGAGAGAUAGUAGAAUCUGCUGAUGCAUAUGUUUUUGUUGGUCCCAUUUUCAAUGACUAUAGCUCUGUUGGAUACUCAUUGUUGAUAAAGAAGGAGAAAUCCUUAAUCGUGCAGCCCAAUCGUGUCACCAUUGGCAACGGUCUUUCCUUGGGCUGGGUUUUCAUGGCUGAUUUCUUAACUGCAUUGGCUAAAAAGGUGAAGACUAACACCACAGCUGUGGAGAAUUACCGUCGUAUCUAUGUUCCGUCAGGCAUUCCUCUUAAGCGAGAGAAGGAUGAACCUCUUAGAGUUAAUGUUCUAUUCAAGCACAUACAGGAACUAAUAAGUGGAGAUACUGCUGUAAUAGCUGAAACCGGAGAUUCAUGGUUUAACUGUCAGAAGCUCCGUCUACCUGAAAAUUGCGGUUAUGAAUUCCAGAUGCAGUAUGGAUCAAUUGGUUGGUCUGUAGGUGCUACUCUUGGAUAUGCACAGGCUGCGAAAGAUAAGCGUGUUAUUGCAUGCAUCGGUGAUGGGAGUUUUCAGGUGACAGCACAGGAUAUUUCAACAAUGAUCCGCUGCGGACAAAGAAGCAUCAUCUUCCUUAUUAACAAUGGAGGUUAUACAAUUGAAGUUGAGAUUCAUGACGGUCCAUACAAUGUGAUCAAGAAUUGGGACUAUACCCGCUUUGUCAGUGCCAUCCACAAUGGAGAAGGGAAAUGCUGGACUGCUAAGGUACGUACAGAGGAAGAUUUAAUCGAAGCGAUUGCAACAGCUACAGGAGCAGAGAAAGAUUCACUAUGUUUUAUAGAAGUUUUUGCACACAAAGAUGAUACAAGCAAAGAGCUGCUAGAAUGGGGAUCUCGUGUUGCUGCUGCUAACAGCCGUCCUCCUAAUCCUCAAUAGAAAAUCAAUUACUAAUUGUUGUAUAUUUUGGGGCACUAGGUUUAUUGUGUACAUGGAGGACAUGUAUAGGAUAAAUGGUACAUGUUAUAUGAGAAAUAAAUUGGAAUAAAUGCUUGCUUUUUGUAACAUCCUUCUAGUCCCCAAGUGUUAGCUUUGUUGUAAACAUGAAUUGGGGUUUACUAAUGAUAUUCUGUUGUAUGUAACCAUUGCUUGAAUGAUUAGAAUAAAGAUAUCCAUUUAAUUAUGUAGGGAUCAAAGUAUGUGAGAUUGUUUGUUUGACAGAGUCUGUGGCUUAGGAUGUCUGAUGUAUCAAUAAAGAUAUUAUAUUCAAUGUAAUAAUAAUUUUGCUUAUA
Molecule: messenger RNA, 2331 nt
Organism: Trifolium pratense (red clover)
Lineage: Eukaryota; Viridiplantae; Streptophyta; Magnoliopsida; Fabales; Fabaceae
Product: pyruvate decarboxylase 1
Exons: 8
Coding region: 206-1978 (590 amino acids)
Molecular function (GO): carboxy-lyase activity; magnesium ion binding; thiamine pyrophosphate binding
Source: RefSeq, a predicted model, not a curated record